GAAUUCGCGAAAGUACACCAAAAUUUUACCCGUCAGUUGCUGUUGACUGUGGUUCCUUUUCGUCCAAACCCUAGGAUAAGACUGUAUCGGACUGUUUCUCGUUUGUGCCCAAUGCGCGGAGAUGUCGCGUUGGCGCGGAUUCGAUGGCGCCGGCUGAGCGCGCUCGCUGGCUAGGCGCCCAUGCGCGCCUGGCUGCUCGUGUGUGCGGCGCUCGCGCUGGCGCCCGAGCGAGCGACCGCCGCGCACCCAAUAGACUCCGAGCGCUUAGAGCGCAUCAAGUCUCAGAUUCUAGCCAAGCUGGGGAUGUCGUCGCGGCCGACGCCGCAGGGCGCGCCUCCACACGACGUGGUCAGACAGAUCCUGGCCAGAGCGGCAGAUCCUGUCCCUCGCCACGAGCAUCACGAGGAACACUCCGUCAGGGAGAUCAUAGCUAUAGCUCAUAGAGGUAACGAUCAGGAACACAUUGCAAAGAUUAUCGCUUCACAUCGUAUGAUACAGUUCUACAAAAGAUUCUACGUUAAAAUGAUCGUCAGGCUUUUUCAGACAGAAUCUUAA
Molecule: messenger RNA, 555 nt
Organism: Amyelois transitella
Lineage: Eukaryota; Metazoa; Arthropoda; Insecta; Lepidoptera; Pyralidae
Exons: 5
Coding region: 181-555 (124 amino acids)
Source: RefSeq, a predicted model, not a curated record